Molecule: messenger RNA, 4851 nt
Organism: Meyerozyma guilliermondii ATCC 6260
Lineage: Eukaryota; Fungi; Ascomycota; Pichiomycetes; Serinales; Debaryomycetaceae
Product: ubiquitin-protein ligase
Exons: 1
Coding region: 1-4851 (1616 amino acids)
Biological process (GO): ribosome-associated ubiquitin-dependent protein catabolic process; rescue of stalled cytosolic ribosome
Cellular component (GO): RQC complex; cytosol
Molecular function (GO): zinc ion binding; ubiquitin protein ligase activity; ribosomal large subunit binding
Source: RefSeq, a predicted model, not a curated record
AUGAGUUUAGUAAUUUGCAGCCGUAUUCUGCAUCGGUGCACCCGUACUAUGAUUCAUUUUGCGAAAUUUUCAGAUUUGACAAUCAUGUUUGCUGAUUCAAGUGGAGACGAUUUAGGCUACAAUGGAUUCCCCGUAUCUCUAAACUACUUUUCUGGGCUUCCGGAUGUUAGUAGUCUUGAAAACUCGAACUUGGUGGUCAUAUUCAAGUCGCUCAUGAAAAAAGACUCGAUUACAAAGGAAAAGUCACUCAAUGAUUUUUCAAAUAUCAUCGAUGAAGAGUUGGUCAAGGAUGAAAAUUUAAUAGUAUCUUGGCUCCAAAUGUAUCCAAAGUUGGCCAUAGAUAACUCUCGCAACGUUAGGAUGUUGGCUCACUCAAUUCAAGCUAGUAUACUCAAGAACAUCGGAGGCAAGUCGUUUGCCAAAUACUUGAAAACAUGUCUUCCAGUAUGGCUCUUGGGAAUAUAUGAUCCCGAUAAAGGUGUCGCCAAUGCAGUUUACAAGGGGCUUUUGGAAAGCUUUCAAAAUGACAGUGACAGGGUCAAUGUCAAAAUAUGGGGUAUCUUCAAAGACUCUAUUCUCAAAUUCAUCCACACUGUUAUAUGCCAGGAGCUACCAGAGAGCCUUUCGGACUCAAGGUACACAAAGGAAGAGGACUCGCAAGCCAAAUAUGAACGAGUGCUUGGCGCUGCAGUUUCAAUGUUGAUAAAGAUCAUCUCUCUCAUUGAAAAGUCAGAAGUAGCAGUCGAACUUGGAGACACCAGUUCGGAAGCAGUGGCUAAGCUGUUGAAUCUGGAAAGACUUUGGGACUACCUCGGCUCCUCUUUGGAUAAGAAAACAAUGAACCUACAGUUGUUCAAGUCGUUGCUUUCAUUAUUGAAGGUUACAUUUUCUGCAUCCAGCACAUUCAUGACUGUUAUACCAGAUAUUAAAUCCCUUUACAAGCUAACCAGCAAAAAGUUCAUCAAGCAUAUCAAACUUUCUCCCAAAUCGUCUAUCAUGUAUUCAUCGUUCAUUCUACAAUUUUGGGAUACUAUUGUAACAUUAACAAGAUUUCCUUCGAAUUCCUCAUUGAAAAUUAAGAAAAAUUUCUGGGAACUUGGAGGCAGCAAGUCAAUGUCGAGACUCACCGACUACUUGCGAGUGGGAAGUUGUAGGCUGGAUCCUAUCUACUACACAGUUUUGUCUCAUUUUUUUGAAGCAUAUACCAAAGUGGAAUUAUCAAAAGACAGCGACGUGAGAUUGCUUGAUCUUGAAAGUAUUAAAGACGCAAAGUUAGUGUUACUCCAGAUAUUACUUCCACAAUUGCAGUCCAUUCCGGAGAGCUACAAGCGCAGCUGUGUUGAUUGCAUUUGGAAAGUUUUGGGGUUGUGCUCUUCUGAGGUUCAAGACAAUUUAGCAGAAUCCACUCUCAUUUCAUUUGCUGUUUUAUUGCGUCAAGCCAGUCUUGAGGGUAUCUUCUCAAAAGUCCCUACUAGCAUCAGGGAGACUUUAAGCAAAGAAUUGGUCAAUGUCGGGUCAAAUACAUUGAAAGCGAUCACUUCAGGAAGUACCGACGGAAAACUCGAUUUUAUUGACCAAAAGUACAAAUUAAAAGAUUUCGUGCCCUCCUAUACAACUUUGCUCUCCAAUGCUGUGAAAGCUGAUAUCAUAGGUGAAGAUAGCUUGGCAUCGUUCUUGCAAGACCUUAUGAAUGCGAUUGACAAUGACGGCUGCGACGAUCGAUAUGCAUUUGAAACUUUUGUUUCUGCUGUGAAAGAAGCACUGCUUGUUGCGAAUGGAGCUUUGAAAGAUAAACUUACUGAUUUUGUUCAGACCAUUCCGUCAUUUGUGGAGCCUGAUUUUUUGGAUGUGCCGCUUGAUCUCCUUCUCUACAUUUCCUCUUCGAAUGCCCCAUUAUUCAAAGGUUUGAAGACUUUCGAGGCUAUCAACGAUUGUUUCGUGAAAAUCUCCAUGGUAGAUGAGUCCAAGUCCACCGCUGUCUUAUCAAAGGUUCAAAAACUGUCGAUCGAUCUCUCCAACUUCCCCGAUAUCUACCAAUAUGUGGUGGAACUCACGAAACGAAACGACCUAUCGCAUGAGGAACGGUCUGCUGUGCAUGGAACCAUGAACGACAAGAGCAUCUUGGAAUCUCUGUUGAAGAAUGCUGACUUCAACGACGAAACUUCACUGGCUUUUAUCAAACAAAGUACGCAAAAUGGUCAUAUCGAGACAACGAUCAAGUCUAUCAAAGUCGAUGAAACCAACACGAAGAACUUGACUCGUGUGCUACUGUAUGCAUGGAGAACUGCCAGUGAAGUUGACUCCAGUACAUUUUUGAAAGUUGCAAUUGCUUCAGAAUUGAAUGGUCUUUGUCAAACGACUUUGCACUCGGUAAUAUGCGAUGAGACCCAGAAUUCCAACUACGAAGUUCUCGCUGGUAUAAUAACGAACUAUGGCUCCGGUACCUUUCUUGACUCGGUGAUCAGCACAAUCGAGUCCAGAUUCAAAAAAGCAGCGAAAAACAUCAGCAUCGCCAACUUGUCUAUGGGAAACCAAUUGCAACACAAUGCUCUUCUUUUCCUUGGCGCUGACACUAAAAACAACGUUUUUGAGCUUGACUCUGCUUUACUAUUGUACUCAAAAUUUGUAUCUGUACUCAUCAGAAACAAGAAGACUUCUGUCUUGAAAAUUGGCUUGUUUCUCGCAGAGUAUGUCCAUGACUACUUCUUUCUUGUUAGCAAUGGUGGACCGUACUCAUCAAGAUCAGAGGAGUACGUCGAUGUGAGGGAAUCGCUAAUAAGCGCAGUAUUGGCUAUCUGCAAUUUCACCUAUGACUCGCUUUUAGAGUACUUUAAUACCGGUGACUCGAAAGAAGAAGUCUUGUGCCAGCUAGGAACGAUAUUGGAUGACGAUCAGCAAGAUUUAACCUUCAAGUUCUAUGCUGCCAGAUCACUCGGCAUCAUUCUUCAGAAUAUUAUUAACGCACAACCGCUUUCGGUGGUUGAUUCUGCCGCUGACAUCAAGUUUAAUCAGGUCCUCAAGAAUCCUUAUAAAUCGGCAGUUGUACUCUCGAGCUUUAAAAGGUUUGUUCACCAGUCAAAGAAAUUUGAUAGGGUGAAAAAUAUCGUCAUGUCAGAAAUAUUGGGAGUCAAGGACCCUAGCAAGGCUGUUAGUAGUGGCCUUGUGUGGCUAUCUCUUUCCAACAAUUUCCUCGAGGCUGAUGGUGACGAGGUUGGCAAUGUGGUACCGCUUCACAGACUCAACAUGAUUCUUGGUCAAAUCUCAAACUGGCUAGAGUCUGAAAAUGCUUAUGAUGAUUCCUUCAUUCCACUUCGCUGUCAAAUUGCAAGGUUCUUCACUGGCUUAAUUACCAUUGAACCGUCAGUGCCUGAUAAGUUGUAUGAAUUGUCUUGCAGUUUGAUUUCUGAUAAUAUGGCUUCAGCAUCCUUAGAGCCUCUGGCUUUACACUUGAGAUACUUUACCUUGAAAUUGGUCAAGGCGAUGUUGAAUGUUCCUACUUCUGAGAUACAUUUUGACAUAUCAUCUCUUACACAAGACGUCUUGGAUUUGUUCUUAAGUCAAGAAGUGCAGCAGUAUGACGAUGUCGUGUCCAAUGUCCCAACUACCUUGUGUCAUGAACAAUGCUUCCAAUUGCUUAGUCGUUCAAAAAUUACGCCUGCGACAAUUGGCGAUAGAGUUGAUCAAAUUGAGCAGGUUUUUACCAAAUCAUCUUCUCUCAUGUUCCAGAGAUUGGCUGCACGGAUGCUUCUGGACUAUAUCAUAAAGUCCCAGUCUGACUUCGUUGUUGAAUACCAAUUGCUGAGAUCUAAAAUUGGAACCGAAACCGAUGAAAAUUCGAAAGCGAAGCUCCCAGACUACUUGAUUAAUGCAGUGACUAUUAGUGAACCGAUUUCACUUCUUGACGAUGCCGAGCCUUCGGAUGCCUUCAGAUACUUAUGGAGCUGGCUUUUGAUUUUCGAUCACUUUAGGGAUAUCACCUACUCCAUCAGAAAUGACUAUGUCUCUCAAUUGCGUGAAACAAACCUCGUAGAGAAGCUUUUGGAUUCCAUAUUUUUGACAGUUGACGUAUCGAGUUCAAAGAUUUCUCGAAUUCUAGUGACAGAGGGAGAUACUAAGAAGCAAAAAAUAGACUCCAGCAAAAACUUGCUCCCCAAAUAUGAAGUGGCUGUCGGGCAUGGAGAUUCAGCUCGCGAAGAAAUCGAGUUUCUUGCACUUCACCUAUACUACUUAUGUUUCACUUUUAUCGGGUCUUAUAUUCAAAAUUGGUAUAAUGGAAUUCGAGACAGACUGCUUAAGCAGAGUGUGGAGCGGUUUUCAGUUAAAUUUGUUUCUCCACUCGUCAUAGAGAGAAUCCUCCAACUGGUUAUCAACUCGAAAGACUCAUUAUCGAAAGAUGAGAAUACCACUGUUAAAGUCAAUGCAGUUUCCAACGAGAUCAAAACUGUAUUCAACAUUGAUGAGCAAACAAUGGAGAUGGUCAUCAAAGUUCCUGAGUCGUAUCCUUUGUCUCUGGUUCAAGUCAAUGGCCCCAUGCGUUUAGGAGUAAAAGAAAAUCAGUGGAAAGCAUGGCUCUUAGCUUCUCAACGAAUUAUAAGUCUUGUGAACGGCUCGAUCACCGAGGCUAUUGAACUAUUUAUCAAGAAUGUGGAUCUUCAUUUCUCAGGAUUUGAAGAAUGUGCCAUUUGCUACUCCAUUCUCCAUCAGGACCAUUCGCUUCCCUCAAAGGUGUGCACCACAUGUCUGAACAAAUUCCAUUCAGCUUGUCUCUACAAGUGGUUCAAGAGUUCUGGUGCCAGUACGUGUCCAUUGUGUCGGUCUGCAUUCAACUUUCGUAGACAAGUGGCCACAUGA